CCUAAGAUGCAACACUUGUUUGGUGCUUCUCAUGUGUAAGAUGAACCUUACUGAAAACCAAAAUUUUCAUUAUUUAAGAGCAAAAAGAAGAAGCAGAGCACGCUCAAUAGUAGCCAGCUUCGUCGAAAGUAGGCCGGCUGCCAUGAAGGUGGUGGUGUUGCCCGCGCCCUUCCAAGGCCAUCUGCCUUCCAUGAUCCAACUGGCCAAGCGCUUCGCCGUCCAGUGCCCAAGUCUGUCCUUCACCAUCAUACUCAUGGGCACCCCCUCCUUCUCCACGGCCAACGCCGCCGCCAGCAUCGCCGCGGAGAAGGCCUCCGGAGUCGACAUCGACUCCAUUGAGAUCCCGUCGGUGCAACUCGCUAACCCUGAGAAUAUCAAACCCUUGACUCAGUUAUCGCUCUACACAGAGUUUCAUCGUGCGUCGCUCUCCGACGCGCUGCGGUCCCUACAGGCCUCCUCCACCCCCAUCUCGGCCUUCCUCAUCGACUUCUUCUGCACCAACGCCAUCGACGUCGCCACGAGCCUCUGCAUCCCAACCUACAUCUUUUUCACGUCCAGCGCCGUUCAGUUGGCCCUGAUGCUCCACCUCCCGAAGCUCGACCUUGAAACAAAGUCGGAGUUUCGGGAGUUGACGACAAAGCUUGAAGUUCCGGGAAUGUUGCCGGUGGAUCCUCGGGACCUGCCGGCGCCCGUUUUGCUAGACCGAAAGAACGACGAGUACAAGUGGUUCCUCUACCACUGCAAGCGCUUGCCAGAGGCAAGAGGCAUCCUCGUGAACAGCUUCCUCGACCUGGAGCCGACGGCCUUCAAGGCGCUGGCAGAAGGGGAGUGCCUUCCUGGUGGUCGGACUCCAGCAGUGUAUGCCGUGGGCCCGAUGAUUGGUAAUCCCGAAACCACGUCUGGCGUAGGAGACUCGAGCCACGAGUGCCUCAAGUGGCUGGAUGAACAUCCAGAUGGGUCAGUGGUAUUCCUCUGUUUUGGCAGCCGGGGAGCGUUUGUAGCGGAGCAGAUCAGGGAGAUCGCGCGUGGGCUCGAGCUCAGCGGGUACCGGUUCCUUUGGUCGGUGCUGCCGCCGUCUCACCGGCGGCCGGGGGUCUCCAUCCACCCAACUGUGGAUCCCUUUGAGGCUUUGCCCACUGGAUUCAUCGAGCGGACCAAAGGGCGGGGCCUGGUCUGGAGUGGGUGGACGCCGCAGGUGGCCAUACUCUCGCACCGGGCGACGGGUGGGUUCGUGUCGCACUGCGGGUGGAACUCGACCUUAGAGAGCGUCUGGUUUGGGGUGCCCCUCAUUGCCUGGCCUUUGUACGCAGAGCAGAGAAUGAACGCAGUGGAGAUAGUGAGGGACAUAGGAGUGGGGUUGGGCCUGGAGAAGGAAGGCGGCGACGGCUCCGACGGCGGGUUGGUGAGAGGGGAGGAGUUGGAGAGAGCAGUGAGGACGUUGUUGGAAAGCGAGAAAGGCAGGAAGGUGAGGGAGAAGAUGAAGGAGAUGAAGGAGUUGGGGAGGAGGGCCGUGGAGGAUGGCGGGUCUUCCGAAACCAGUUUAGCCGAUGUGAUCCAUGAAUGGGUCGAGGGCAGCUCGCUCAUCCCUAGUCCAUGAAAUCUCUGAAAAAACUUUUCCAGCCAGUUCCUGAAAUGUUGUGACAUCUAGCGUCGUUGCCUUUGAAAAUAAGAUCUCCAACUUGCACCUACGUGUACUAGAAGAGACCUUCAUUUCCAAUCAAUCGUUUUCUUCCUCUGAAAUAAAAUGGCUGAGAAGAUUCUCUGCAAUUCAAUUAGUAGUUUACCUUUA
Nymphaea colorata (pocket water lily) is the source of this 1789-nucleotide messenger RNA. RefSeq names its product anthocyanidin 3-O-glucosyltransferase 2-like. NCBI's taxonomy places the organism in Eukaryota, Viridiplantae, Streptophyta, Magnoliopsida, Nymphaeales, Nymphaeaceae. Gene Ontology annotation, molecular function: UDP-glycosyltransferase activity. The record is from RefSeq and is a predicted model, not a curated record. The coding region runs from base 32 to 1597 and encodes 521 amino acids. The transcript has a single exon.